Cydia strobilella is the source of this 3237-nucleotide messenger RNA. RefSeq lists its product as uncharacterized. Lineage: Eukaryota; Metazoa; Arthropoda; Insecta; Lepidoptera; Tortricidae. Bases 99 to 959 code for a protein of 286 amino acids. The transcript is spliced from 4 exons. The record is from RefSeq and is a predicted model, not a curated record.
GUACGUUUCCACCGCGCUUCGAAUGAUCCUGCGGUGAAGGCACAGUCCAUUGACUUCUGUAUUUUAUCGGCGGAGAGAACCCCCGCCACGCUGCCGUCAUGACGCUGCACUGGUGGAUGCAUUGGUUCUGGGUGACGACGCUGCUCACCAUACUAUGGAGCUGCCAAAUAACCGCUGCGCCCCAGUCCGAAGAACUCCAGCACCUAACCACCGACGUAGAAAUAGAACCCAGCGACCGGCAGGGCCGGGCCAUGUACUUCACCAAAACAAUUUCCACCACCAAACCCCCCAACAUUACUGCCAAUCAAACUGACGAGCUUAUACAACCAAUUCAGAAUGUAACAAACGCUACAACUGAAGCACCAGUAGCGCUCCUAAAUGCGACAGACGACAAAAAUGUGACAGAAACACUGACAGCGCCAAACGCGACGCUUUCCAACGCAACAGCAGCGCCAGAGCUCACUAAUUUAACUGACGCGCAGAAUGCAACAUUCGCAUCAAAAAGAAGGAACCUAACGCGGCCUGAUGUAGUCAAAACCGAUACUAUAGAACGAACAUCAGAAAGCCGAAUAGUAACUGACAAACCUUUGUCUUUAGAAACUCAGAAUUUCCUGCAGACUCGCAUCCCGCCGAACAUAGAAUCUUCUCGAAGAGUUAUCGAGCAGGCAGGCGGUAUGGACAUGGGUGCCAUAGCUGGGAUAUCGUUUGCUGCUUUAGUUCUGGGCGCGCUGGCUGGAAGCACGGCUUUCGUGCUGUACAGGCGGAGGUACCUGAAUAAGCCACAGACGUUGAAUGAUAAAUGCUCGAAUCCAGACUCUAGCGGGUAUCUUGAUGACAGCACUAUACGGGACAACUCAGAGGAGAUGUACAGCCUCGACAAUGACUCGUUCCUCAACUCACUGGAGGCCAUGACCAUCCAGAACUACUGGACGGACACCGUCAAACACACCAAGCUGUAACUAUAGCAGCGUUGACAUGACUAGCCAUUUGUGAACCUUACUGCGGCGACAUAAGGUAUACCAGGAGACCGAGAUGUACAGCCUCGACGCCUCCUUCUUCUUGCUGGAAGCCAUGACCAUUCAAUACUUCUGGACGGACACCGUCAAACACACCAAGCUGUAACUGUUGCAGCGUUGACUGGUCAUUUAUGAACCUUACUGCGGCGACAUAAGGUCUAUAUUUAGGAUGCUAAGAGAGAAUAAUUUCGUACAUUAACCCGCCAUUUCCUAAUCUAUAUCGCACACGCAUAUUUACUGUCCCGCUCGCAUAGUGGCAUUGACCGACUGCAUCAUGGCAGGCGUGGCUCACUUCGCGAUGUCGUCGCGUCGCUACAACCGCUACAAGUACAUGCGGCCCACACCAAUAUUGGUGUCUAGCAGUAGUAAUUGCCGCGCACCGCUACGGAACGGACGCCUGCUCGCGCUUGCGUCACCUAGAGGACCCACCACGCGUUCUGUUAGAGAGUGAACCUUCCGUACUUAGUACUAUUAUUUAUUUUGUAAUCAUGGGCGGGAUAGCAUAUUACGCGCGUACGAAAUUAUUUGUGCUUAGCGUCCUUACCAGUGGUCAGUUGAGUUGCUGUUUGUAGGGAUGAAGUAUUAGAAAUGAAUGGCGCUGUUAGGUUAGGGGGCCCUAUGCAAAAUAUUGGGCAUUUUCUAUGAAAAGGGACCUUAUUGUCGAUGGCGCUUACGCCGCACAGCGCCGCGCGGCAUUGUAUUUAUAUCGGAGCAUCGUAAGCGCCAUCGACAAUAAGGUCCCUUUUUAUAGAAAAUACCACAUAUGUCAUUGUGUAUGAAAAUAAAAAAGUAUCGCUUUAUACCCAUCGAGCUAUUUGGAGUUAUAAGAGUUUGAAAUUAUCUUCAAUUAAAAACUUUAACUCCAAAUCGGUAAUAUACCUAUACUAUCGUAACACUUAAAAUAAUUGUCAAUCCUAUUCGUUAGUUUUCCGACUAUUUAUGAUUUUGACUCAAGGGUCUCGUAAUUCCAAAUACUCUUAGCUUAGCUCGAUGGUGCUUAAAGUUAAAAAUGUUUAUUUGACAUGCAAAAAUGACCCUUACGACUAAGUUAUUAUCAUACCAAUAUCGAGUAACAUUUUUGUUAUUGGGUUUCAUACUCAAUGACGUGUCCGGUUUUAGGCUCCCGAUAGCAAAUUAAGUAUGUUUAGAAAUGUAAACUAGAUUGUUUAAGAACCCCUUCCAAAGUGAACUGUAGAUGUAGAUGGUGUUAUUAUAUUUUCAUUAACAUUUAAACUGUCUACCGCCUGGCUUGAAAUUGACAGUUGGAAAUUAAAGUAUUUUUCAAUGUAAUAGGAUAAAAUACAGAACUUUGAAAUGGCUUGUAUUUCGUGCUAUCAAGGAAGAAUUUAUGAAGUAUCCAAUGCAAAUGAUAAUUUACAUUGUGAAAUAUGAGUGAUUUCCAAAGUAUUUAUUCACAACAUGUGUAUGUAAACUACCUAUAUGUAGUCUUGACUUUUGUAAACGAGAUUAAUCAGAACUAUAAAAAUAUUGACAUUUUUGACCUAAACCAGAAUUGGCCGCAUUGGCAAAUAUAUCUUGAUAAGAGAAACAUGGUUUAUUUUGCUAGGGCCAAGAAAAACAGUAUGGGAAUUCCCUAUAAGUGUUUUACUUGCCCUAAUUUUGCUCGUGUCCCAUUUAAUCCUAACUUAUUUAGAGUUGAAAUGUAUUGUUUCAGUAUUCUGAAAUGUCGACGGUUUGACUUUUCUCCUAACCUUAUUUUUAUUUGCUUAAAGAAGUUGCGACAUCAGUACCUAUUUAUGAAAUGAGAACAAUAAUAAGAUUCGUCAAACGAAUGUCUGUAAAAAUAAACCCCAGGAUAUAACAUGUCUUGUCUGUAUUUAGUAAGAAUGUGACGAUUUAUUAUUAAUUAAUAUUAAUAAUCGGUGUGAACUUUUAAUUCGGGUAAUUAUUAAUUUGUAUUAGUAGUUGACGAUUCGUCAACACUUCUGUAAAUAGUACAUAAUGUGAUAAUUAUUUUUAGACUUGUUAUAACAUGAUUUAUUUUAGAUUUAGUGUUCAUAGAUACUAUUAUUUCUUACCGCUUUUACACUAUUUUUAAGUUUUAAACUUUAUCGAUUUAAAAUGAUUAACUGUAUAAUUUGAUUGGAAUUGACAUUUGAUUACAUAUUGCUUAUUUAAAUAUUAUUUGACCAGUGAUUUUCAAUGUCUAUUAGCUUAGGUAUGUGUUAAUGAUCUCAAUUAUAUCAAUGUACUGUUAGAA